AUUAACGUGUUUGUGUUUUGUAUUGAGAAGGUUGACUGGAGGCUGUGUUUGGAAUUAGAAUUUUUAUUUUAACAUCUUUUAUUCAAUUAAAUUGUGCACAUUCCUUGGAAUCGUAUCUAAAUGCUAAUUCAAUAUGAGUUUCUCCAGCGACGAAGUUAAUUUUCUCGUUUAUAGAUACUUACAGGAAUCUGGUUUCCAGCACUCUGCUUAUACUUUUGGCAUAGAAUCUCAUAUUUCACAAACAAACAUCAACGGAGCACUGGUUCCACCGGCCGCUUUGUUAAGCAUCUUACAAAAGGGGCUGCAGUAUACCGAGGCUGAAAUCAGUAUUGGAGAAGAUGGAACUGAACAAAGACUUGUUGAAAGUCUGAGUCUUAUUGAUGCUGUUAUGCCUGAUGUGGUUGCAGCAAAACAAAACCAGCAAAACCAACAGAAACAGGCAGUUAAAAAUGAAACUGUAGAGGCUAAUGGAGAGGAAGCUGUAGUGGCAUCAACUCAAAAUGAAUGUAUGGAUGUAGACCAGUCUAUAGAAAUCCCACCAACGAAAGCCACAGCCCUGCGGGGCCAUGAAUCUGAGGUAUUUAUUUGUGCAUGGAAUCCUACGAGAGAUCUUUUGGCGAGUGGUUCCGGGGACAGUACAGCGAGGAUUUGGGAUAUGAGUGACAAUGCCGCUACCAAAGAUAGGGCUCAGCUGAUUUUGAGACACUGUAUCAGAAAGGGGGACAGCGAGGUUCCAAGCAACAAAGAUGUCACCUCCUUGGAUUGGAAUUGUGAUGGAAGCCUUCUAGCCACAGGCAGUUAUGAUGGCUAUGCUCGUAUUUGGAACACCAGUGGUAUGUUAGCAAGCACUUUGGGCCAACAUAAAGGCCCCAUUUUCGCCCUAAAAUGGAAUAAAAAAGGAAAUUAUAUUUUGUCUGCCGGGGUUGAUAAAACUACAAUUAUUUGGGAUGCAGCUAGCGGUCAAUGCACUCAACAAUUCAGCUUUCAUUCUGCUCCAGCCUUGGAUGUAGAUUGGCAAACCAACACAUCUUUUGCCUCCUGUUCAACCGAUCAGUGUAUUCACGUCUGCAAACUGUCAAUGGACAGGCCUAUUAAGUCAUUUCAGGGGCAUACUAACGAAGUAAACGCAAUCAAAUGGGACCCACAAGGUAACCUGCUCGCUUCCUGUUCGGACGACAUGACCCUUAAAAUCUGGUCCAUGAAGCAAGACAAUUGCGUGCACGAUCUCCAAGCGCACUCCAAGGAAAUUUACACGAUCAAAUGGUCACCCACUGGCCCGGGAACGCAAAAUCCCAACAUGAACCUCAUUUUAGCCUCAGCCAGUUUCGAUUCGACGGUAAGGUUGUGGGACGUUGAAAGGGGAGCUUGCAUGCACACCCUCACAAAGCAUACGGAGCCAGUGUAUUCGGUAGCCUUUAGUCCGGACGGGAAAUUUUUGGCGAGUGGCAGUUUUGAUAAGUGCGUUCAUAUUUGGUCGACACAGAGCGGACAAUUGGUGCAUAGUUAUAAAGGUACUGGGGGGAUAUUUGAGGUUUGUUGGAACUCGCGAGGUGACAAGGUCGGUGCCAGUGCUUCCGAUGGCAGUGUUUUUGUAUUGGACCUACGUAAAUUGUGAGCCUAGACUGGUGAAAUCCACACGUAUUUUCUAUGGAUAAUAUUUCUGAUAUUCAGUGUUAUUUUAUUAAAAAGGGAGUUUCUUGAUAAAUAAUUAUGGAGAUACAAAUUUGAAACUUUUUCCUACCUUUGAGGAAUUUACAGAAGAAAAAACUUCUGUAAUAAAACUUUAAAUCUUUGUUUAUGACUUAAAUGUGUUUAGUUCUUUUAGCGAUGUAUUUAUUUUUUCCUUGGAUUGCAAUAUUUAAAAAUGCUAAAUAAACAUUUAAGAACUUUAAAGUUGAGUUUAAAUGUGACUUUAUUUUAAACCUGUCAUUAGAUUCAUAAUUUUAAUUAUAAAACAAGUUUCACAUGACGGCUAAUUUUGGAUUGUUGACAUCCUAAACAGUUCUUGCACCAUGUUGCAAUGUCACGAUGCAUGUUAGGCCAAACAUACCGUUGCCGAACCAUCCGAUCAGUGAUUCUACUACUAGGGUGAGCUGGAUCAUGAAUUUGAUGAAAAACUUUUUGGCGAAGGCUGACAGGAAUAAAAGGACGAAUAGUCUCAUCUGAUAAUUCGCAAUACACAGUAACCAAGUCUGGACCCCACUGAAGCCCUUUUAGCUUUAUUGGAUGAUCCAACGAAGUAAAAAUCGAUUUUAAUUUAUCAUCACCGACUUGUAAUUCCGCGAGUUCUUUCACAUUAAAAUCGGGAGGCAACUGUACAGGUUCAAUACGAGACAAGGUGUCGGCCACCAAAUUUUGAGAGCCUGCAAUAUGCUCAAUAUGGGUAGUAAACUGGGCAAUAAAUGAUAAUUGUCGUAACUAUCGCGGAGAAGCUUUAUCAGAGCGUUGCUUAAAUGCAUAUAUGAGAGGUUUAUGAUCGGUGAGGAUUUUAAAAUUGCAACCUUCUAGCAAAUAACGAAAAUAUUUAAUAGCUUCAAAAAUACCAGUAAGUUCACGGUCAUAAGCACUGUAACGGAGUUGAGCGGGAGAAAAUUUGCGUGAAAAAAAUGCUAACGGUUCCCAAACACCCUGAUUCUCCUGCUCUACCACUGCUCGCAUAGCAAAAUCAGAAGCGUCAGACACCACGCGGAGCUUUGCCUCAGCACGGGGAUGAACAAGCAUUGUUGCGUUGGAAAAAUCAUGUUUGGUUUUAUCAAACGUCUCAAUAAGCUCGUCAGACCAUGCAAUCUCACGUUUGUCAUUCUUAGUUGAAUUGACAAAUAAAGAGUUCAAAGGAGCUUGAGUUUUCGCAGCAUAAGAAAUAUUGCGGCGGUAAAAAUUCGGAUAUAGAUAUAGACAAAAUCCAGAUCGCUCAAAGCACGAUUAAUAUGACGCUGAAAAGAUUGGCUUGCGUUUCUAAGACCAAAAGUCAUAUAAAGAAAUUCAAAUAGACCAAAAAGUCUUCUGGGGCCUUAGGGAUCUGAUUGUAGGCUCUGUUAAGUUCAAGAAUUUGUCACACACGCGGCAACGCCGCCAGCCUUGGUUUUGUAACUGCGCCGAACGAGACGAUCGCUCUCUUCUCUAGCAGCCGCCGCCAUGCUCGCAUCAUUAGUAUUUUAUUAGUUAUAAAAAUAUACAAUUUAAAUCAGUUUAAGUCUUUUAAUGCAGAAAAUUAAUUAAAAAGCGAUACAGUUUAGCAGAAAACAACAUUUUAUGGUCCUUCGCAGCUCGGAUUGGAUAAGAUUAGACGGAUUUCGGGGUGUACAGUGUUACUAAAUUGCAUGGCCGGCGGCAAACCUGUGUGUGUAAGUCUCCAUUUUCCUUUGUGUUUAUUCCUACUCGUUUAGUGGUUUAGAUAUUGUUUAUUUUAAAUAGGUGUGCCUUAUUAAUAGAUUGAAUAAUCCCUGUUGAGAUGAUCUAGGAAUAAAUUGCCAUUUAGUUAUAGAAAUUGAAAAAUUCGCAUAGAUUUUAUUGCCGUUGUCUGUUUCGCUAGUCUAGUCGCAGGGCGCCACGGUCCAAGGCUCCUGUUUGCACGACUCGGGGGGAGUUUUGGCAUUUCAGAAUAAUAGUGAGUCUUCGCGCGUCGUUACGUUAAGUUAUUGUUUUGGAAUUUCGUAAAGAAUAAUAGAAUUAACAGACAUAAUUAUAGAGUAAAAGGGUAUUAAGCCACUAAUUAACCAAAAUGGGAAAAAAGAGUGUGCAGGGCGAAGAAAAUCUUAGUAAACUAUACAAAAGGGUAGAACAGUUAAAUUUACAGCUAAAAAGAUUUGUAGAAUUUUUAGAUAGAGUAGAAGGGGAGCAACACUUAGCGGAAUUAGAAAUUAGAUUAGGAAAAAUAGAAGGGCUUUAUACAGAAAUAGAUACCGUUUAUUCGGAAAUAGAGUUGCUAGAUGAAGCAUUUGAUGGAAAUCAGGAAAGGGGAGAAUUUGAGACCCAUUUUUACAAGGCACUUGCUGACGCAAAACGUUUUAUAGAUGGACUUAAAAAAGAUAGUUUAAAAAAUAGUAAUUUAGGUUUGCAGCAAGAUCUUGCGUUGGAUAGUGCAGGUUUGGGUGGAGUUUCUGGCGGUGCUAAGCUUCCUAACUUAGGGCUACCAAAAUUUAAAGGCGAAUACGACAAGUGGACACAGUUUUUUGAAACUUUUCAAACUUUAGUGGAUAAAAAUCCUCAGUUAGAUGAAAUUCAAAAAUUUUAUUACCUCCUUGAUUCAUUAGAAGGGAGCGCCCGCAAAGUUUUAGAUUGUCUAGAAAUUAGUCGUAGCAACUACCGAGUUGCUCUAGAGCUUUUAGAAAAAAGAUUUUUCAAUAAGCCUGUAAUUAUUCAAACUCAUUUAAAAGCCUUGUUUGAUACCCCAAUAAUCCAUAAGGAAGGGCAUUUCUUAUUAAGAUCUUUAGUGGACUUAAUUAAUAAACAUCUUAGGGCUUUGAAGACUCUUGGUGAGCCAGUGGAAACAUGGGAUAGGCUAAUAAUCUUUUUCAUGAGCAGGAAAUUAGAUAUGGCUACCAAGGUUGAGUGGGAAGAAAAAUCCGUAGAGUCGUUUGAGGGUAAUCCCAACUUAGAUAACUUUUUAAAUUUUUUGAUCAAUAAAUGUAGGGUUCUAGAAUCGGUGGGCUGUAGUAACAGUAGUAAUAAAACUAUGAAGCAACAAGACAAGACUGUAUAUCGAUCAUCCUUGCCAGCAAUAGGCACUAACAAUCAAAUAAAAUGCGAGUUUUGUCAAGGUCCACACUUCGUUUAUCGGUGUGAGCGUCUUAAAUCAUUACCGGUUUCAGAGCGUUUAGAAAAGAUUAAAAUGUUAAGGCUUUGUAUAAAUUGUCUUAGGUCUAGUCAUGAGGCUAAAAACUGUAGAUCUUUUGGAUGUAGAAAAUGCAACCGACGACACAAUACGUUAUUGCAUAUUGAUAGAGAGACAGGCAAUUCAGAAAAUAGAACAACCGCCAACAUAUCUAUUAAUAAUAGUUCGGAGUCAUAUAAACAUGCAGAAACUCCAAAUCAAGUUGUGGAUACGUCUAAUAUAGGAGCGGCAGCGUAUAGUAUGGUAAAAGCCAGUAGUCAAGUUAUUCUUUCCACGGCAGUAAUCGAUAUUAGGGACAAAAAAGGUAGCUACGUUAGAUGUAGAGUACUGCUGGAUAGUGGUUCACAAAUAAAUCUCAUCACAAGUGAUUUAGUUCAAAGAUUAGGUCUUAGCAGUCAAGAGACUAAUAUACCCGUUACAGGGGUAGGCCAAAAGGUAACAAAUAUUUUAAGACAAACUUACGCAACUAUUAGAUCUUUACACAAUACGUAUACAACUAAGAUUUUGGUUUUAAUAAUAGAAAAUGUGACGGCUCAUAUCCCAGCAAAAACUUUUGAUCUUUUAGAUUUAAACAUUCCCUCACAUUGCAGGUUAGCUGAUCCAAACUUUAAUCUGUCCGGUAAAAUUGAUAUGCUUAUUGGGGCCUCGUUAUUUUACGAUUUGCUUUGUACUGGCCAAAUAAAGUUGGGAAGAAAUCUUCCUACUCUUCAAAAAACGCUUCUGGGGUGGGUUGUUUCUGGGCCAUUCUUCGAAAAUAAAGAUAAAAAUAAAACGUUAGCUAGUCAAGAUGUAAGCCUUUGCAAUUUUUUGUCAACAGAAGAGAAAAUACAAAACCAGUUAGAGCAAUUUUGGUGUUUAGAAGAAUGCUCGAAUAGUGAGCCAUUGUUUUCCUUAGAAGAACGAGAUUGUGAAAAGUCAUUUAUAAAUAGUGUGACGCGGGAUAGAUUUGGUCGUUUUAGCGUAGGUUUACCAUUAAAGGAAAGUUUAAAUAAAUUAGGGGAUUCCUUUGAACAAGCGAAAACACGUUUUUAUAAUCUAGAAAAGAAAUUCAUUAGGGACCCAGAGUUGUACAGUAAAUACUCAUCUUUUAUUAAUGAAUAUGAACGGUUAGGCCAUAUGACUAGACUAGGGCCAGAUGACAUUUCCACUAAUAAUCCUACUUAUUACUUACCACAUCACGCUGUAAUGAAUGACUCUAGCAUUACAACGAAGCUUAGAGUGGUUUUUGACGCAAGCGCCAAGACCUCAACUAAUAUUUCUUUGAAUGACAUACUUAAGGUUGGGCCAACGAUACAGAGUGAUCUGUUUGAUAUUCUUAUUCGAUUUCGUAGACAUAGCGUAGUUAUAACAGCGGACAUAGAAAAAAUGUACCGUCAAAUUAACCUUUUGCCUAAGUAUCGCGAUUUACAGCGGAUAUUAUGGCGCGAAAAUCCAUACCUAGACCUUCAACAUUUUAGACUUAAUACUAUCACGUAUGGAACUUCUUCCGCCUCGUUCUUGGCAACAAGAUGUUUAAAACAAAUCUCAAUAGAUAUUCAGGAUAGAUUGCCCCUAGUAAGUUCUAUAAUAAAUAAUAGUUUCUAUGUAGAAGAUUUAAUCGCAACGGUGCCGACGAUUUCCGAGGCUGUAGAGGUUGCCAAUACUUUAACCUUUGAAUUAGGAAAAUAUGGAUUUCCCUUGAGAAAAUGGGCACCAAAUAAACUUGAAGUUUUAAACCAUAUUUCUAAUAAACCCAUGGAAAAUUCCGGUUAUUUUAUCACAAAUGACAGCACUAGAAAAACGUUAGGAGUAUUUUGGCGAGCUGAUUCCGAUCACCUAGAAUUUAGUACGAGAUUAAAAACCGUUGAAACUAAAAAUGUUACGAAACGCUUAAUUUUGUCCUUAGUGUCUCAGAUUUUUGAUCCGUUAGGCUUAGUAGGGCCGAUAACGGUAAGGGCGAAAAUGUUACUUCAAAAAUUGUGGAAGCUUAAUCUUCACUGGGAUGAGUCAGUCCCUCUAGACAUUUUUACAAUGUGGACUCACUUUUAUUCUCAACUUGAAUAUCUACAGGAAAUUAAAGUUCCUAGACAAUGUAUUUUAGACAAUUCGACUCAAAUAGAACUUCACGGUUUUGCAGAUGCCAGUGAGACAGCUUAUGGCGUUUGUAUAUUUCUGCGCAGUACGGACCGCCAAGGAAAUAUUUUAGUAAAUCUUCUAGCGUCGAAAUCUAGGGUAGCUCCGUUAAAGACCGUGUCGUUGCCUCGCUUAGGACUUUGUGCAGCUGUAGUGCUAGCAAGGUUACUUCAUAAAAUUAAUACUUCAAUCGAAAUAGACAUUAGUAGUACAUUUCUAUGGAGCGACUCCACUAUUACGUUGGUCUGGCUUACGGAGGAGCCAAGCACUUGGAGUACUUUUGUAGCAAAUCGUGUUGCUGAAAUUCAAAGACUGACUGAGAAUUGUAAAUGGAAUCACAUUAGCUCUGUUGAAAACCCAGCGGAUAUAAUUUCGAGGGGAGCCGAUUCCAAAUCCUUAAAACAUUCAGAAUUGUGGUGGCACGGACCUCGGUGGCUGCAGCAGGAGGCUGAAAUGUGGCCGAUAUAUAGUCUGGACAAUUGCCUCGAGCCUCCCGAACGACGAAAGGUAAAAACUUGCCUAAUUGCGACACAAAUAGAUUUAGAAUUGUUUAAUAGAUUUUCUUGCCUCUACCGAUUAAAUCGGGUAGUGGGUUGGUGCAUUAGGUUUUAUAGAAAUUCAAAAACUAGACCAGAUGAUAGGCAAAAGGACGAUUUAACAUUAGCUGAAAUGGAAAUUGCAUUAACCUGUUUAAUAAAAAGAGUACAAUAUCAGGCAUUCUUGGGUGAAAUUAGGGCUUUAGAAAAAAGGGGGUUGGUAUCUAACACUAGUAAUCUAAAAUCAUUGGAUCCAUUUUUAGACGACGGCGUCCUUAGAGUAGGGGGUCGAUUACGCAACUCAAAUGAGAAUUAUCAAAGUGUAUUACUUGUUUUCGGACCAAACCUCAAGUGUUGACUCAAAAAAUGGGUAACCUACCCCGUGAUCGACUAAUGGUUCAAAGGCCAUUCGCCAUUUGUGGAGUUGAUUAUGCAGGCCCAUUUAACAUUAAGGACGGAAAAUUGCGAAAUAGGUGUAUUGUUAAGGGCUAUAUGUGUGUUUUUGUCUGUUUCUCCACAAAGGCUGUCCACAUAGAGGCAGUUGGAGAUUUAACUAGUUCUUCCUUUUUGGAUUGUUUAAAAAGGUUCGUGUCACGCCGCGGUUGUUGUUCAAAAAUUUUCUCAGACAACGGAACGAACUUCGUUGGGGCUAAUCGGGAACUUAAAGAACUCGCUCAAAAUUUAGCUAAGUUAGAAAAGAAUAGCUUAAUUAAAAAUUACUGUAUGCAAAAUAAAAUAGAAUGGCAGUUUAUUCCCCCAAGAUCCCCUCACCAAGGUGGGCUUUGGGAGUCAUCAGUAAAGUCGGCAAAACACUUAAUUCAACGGGUAAUAGGGAGUCAAAAUCUUACAUUCGAACAGAUAUCAACAGUUUUCUGUCAAGUUGAAGCCGUGUUAAAUUCCAGACCACUAACUCCUUUAUCCCCCAGUCCAAAUGACCUCCAAAUUUUGACACCUGGUUACUUUCUCAUUGAAGCAUCACUGAAUGCCGUGCCGCAACAAGAUGUUUCCUGUAUUCCAACCAAUAGACUUAAUAAAUAUCAUAUGCUGCAACAAAUGGUGCAGCAUUUCUGGCAGCGAUGGUCUCUAGAAUACUUGACGACUCUGCAACAGCGCAACAAAUGGUAUAACACCGCAACUAUCAACAUUGGAGACAUGGUUGUUCUUAAGGAAGAUAAUACCCCGCCACUCAUGUGGAAAUUAGGCCGUAUUACAGCUGUUCAUCCUGGAAACGAUGGUGUGGUACGAGUCGUUAGCUGCCGUACGUCCAAUGGAACCGUUAAGCGUCCAGUUCAGAAGAUUGCUCUGCUGCCGUUUGCAGAUUUUAAUGAGCAGUAAAAGAAGACUGUAUGUAAUGUGAAUAGCCUACAUUAUGUUGUGUUAGUCUCCUGAAACUGGUUUCAAAUUCAAUGACUUAUGUAGUAUUGAUGUAUAGUGUCUCCUGUGAAACAAUGUUUAUUUUGUAAUGUGAUCUUAGUGCAUUAGGAUAUUACUGUUUAUUUCUGUUAAAUAAUUCUUAGUAUACAUAAGUAACAUUUUUAGAAUUUAUUUUACUUUUGUUUGUUUAUGCUUUAUAUUUCCAUGUAAUAUUAUUUUUUGUUUUUUCGGAUAUUAUUGAAAGCCAUACUUUCAAUGGCCGGCGGUAUAUGUUAAGUUCAAGAAUUUGUCACACACGCGGCAACGCCGCCAGCCUUGGUUUUGUAACUGCGCCGAACGAGACGAUCGCUCUCUUCUCUAGCAGCCGCCGCCAUGCUCGCAUCAUUAGUAUUUUAUUAGUUAUAAAAAUAUACAAUUUAAAUCAG
Messenger RNA from Anthonomus grandis grandis, 9281 nucleotides. It is a transcript of the gene ebi, whose product is annotated as F-box-like/WD repeat-containing protein TBL1XR1. Gene Ontology annotation, biological process: regulation of transcription by RNA polymerase II. Bases 134 to 1615 code for a protein of 493 amino acids. NCBI's taxonomy places the organism in Eukaryota, Metazoa, Arthropoda, Insecta, Coleoptera, Curculionidae. Gene Ontology annotation, molecular function: protein binding; transcription corepressor activity. Gene Ontology annotation, cellular component: histone deacetylase complex. The record is from RefSeq and is a predicted model, not a curated record. The transcript has 6 exons.